UGAAAAAAAAAAAAAGACAGACAAAUUGAACCGAAGAAGAAGAAGAGUGAGGCUGGAAACUUCAUCACGGUUUUCGCCGCCAUCCACUUUCGCCGGCUUACACCUCCGGCGACUUACAGCACCUCCGGCGGCCUCCGCCGCUCAUUUCUCCACCGAUUUUACAUGACCUUAUGCAGAGACAUACUGAUAAAAGAGCCACAAAGAGCCGUCUAUCUUCUCUAACUGCAUCUGUUUAAUCAACCUUAUUUGCUCGAAUAGGACUAGAAACUGAUCUCAAAAGACAUGGCCCUCUCCAUCUCAAGAAGGCUGCUUCGCUCCUUUGGUUCAAUUCGUGCGCCACUCACUGCAGUGAGUAUCAAUGCCAAGGAUGUUGCUUUGCCUGUUGGAUACUCUACUUUGAAGAAGAAUAAUGAGCUUUCUCUACUUGGCUAUCAAAGGUUCUCUACUGGAAUUAUAACUCCAGACACGAGUGCUGGUGCAUUCCCUGCUGAUAUGCUAUCCAAAAAGAAAAUUUUAACUCCCGAGCGCACACAAGGACUGUUGCAAGACCUGAUGAUACCUGUGACUAAUUUUAAUAAUGAAGACAAGGGAUUUAUGGUUCUAGCUGGUGAUGUUUUUGAUGUGCCUAUCAGAAAGGAUAUCAUUCACCGUGUAGUUAGGUGGCAACUAGCUAAGAGGCAACAGGGUACACAUUCUACAAAAACUAUCAGUGAGGUUAGUGGAACUGGAAGGAAACCAUAUAACCAAAAGGGAACAGGUCAAGCUAGGCAUGGAACAAAGCGCGGACCUCAGUUCAGAGGUGGUUGCAUUAUGCAUGGACCAAAACCCAGAAGUCAUGCUUUCAAGCUAAACAAAAAGGUUCGUCGUUUAGGAUUGAAGAUUGCUCUAUCUGCCCGAGCAGCUGAAGGAAAGCUAUUGGUAUACGAGGAUUUGUUGGUUCCUACUCACAAGACGAAGAAUAUUGUGAACUAUGUAAGCCAAAUGGAGGAUGCCAAAAAAUUUCUGUUGGUUGAUGGUGAAGGUAUCGAAGAGAAUCUCAAGUUGGCCACUCAAAAUCUCCACUAUGUCAAUGUGAUUCCUUCAAUUGGUUUAAAUGUCUACAGCAUUCUGUUACAUGAUACAUUGGUGAUGUCUCGUUCGUCCGUGGAAAUGAUUGUUAAGCGGAUGCAUACUCCGAUUAACCGCUGAAGUAAGUAUCGAUUUAAAGAAGCUUUUUGGCAUCUAGGGUUCUCCUUUUCAAAAGCUUUUAUGUGCUUGUUUCUUCUUGAUUUCAAGUUGGUAUUAUUUAAUCUUGACUAAAACAGAGAUAGUAUUUCUCAAUUUUAUCUUAUUUUUCUACACUUUUUUAUAAAAUGUCCUGCAUAAAGGCCAAAAUCCCAUUAUGGUCCCUAUCUUGUGUAGACUGUAUCUUCCAAUUUACCCUUUAAGUUAAUUUCUUACAU
This is a messenger RNA of Impatiens glandulifera, 1442 nucleotides long. RefSeq names its product 50S ribosomal protein L4. Gene Ontology annotation, biological process: translation. The record is from RefSeq and is a predicted model, not a curated record. Bases 283 to 1188 code for a protein of 301 amino acids. Gene Ontology annotation, molecular function: structural constituent of ribosome. The transcript is spliced from 9 exons. Gene Ontology annotation, cellular component: ribosome. NCBI's taxonomy places the organism in Eukaryota, Viridiplantae, Streptophyta, Magnoliopsida, Ericales, Balsaminaceae.